UACAGAGUUCUUUCUGUUUCAAUAAUGCAACAUAUCUUGCUGCUUGCUCUGGUUUCCCUCUGCUCUUGCGCUUCAAUCCGCGAUCAGGCAGUCGGAGUAUUUGGUCGCUUAAUGUGCGGCGAUAAACCAGCAGUAAACGUUACUGUGAAACUAUGGGAGGAAGAUAUUGGACCAGACCCUGAUGAUCUCCUUGAUGAAGGUUACACUGACAAAGGAGGAGAGUUCAAGUUACAGGUGACGGAAAGUGAACUAACGAACAUUGAUCCUGUUUUCAAAGUGUACCAUGACUGCAACGAUGAGCAACUGCCGGGUCUGCGCAAAGUAAGGUUUCGGAUUCCCAGCCAAUACAUCGCCUCUGGCAAAACACCUACGCGUUUAUUCCACAUUGGUGUUCUUAAUCUAGAGACGAUUUUUGCUGAAGAAGAGCGACGUUUCCUUUGAUUUGCAACUAUGCAUUUAUUUUAUUCUUAUGUAUAAUUGUUAUGUAUAAAGUUUUCCCAUAAAUUUUUCACAAAAUGCGCACAGACAUCAAUUAGAAAAUGUGCCUCUCAUUGUCAGAUUUCCAUAUAUUCACAUAG
Cylicocyclus nassatus is the source of this 578-nucleotide messenger RNA. The record is from the annotation of a GenBank genome assembly. NCBI's taxonomy places the organism in Eukaryota, Metazoa, Nematoda, Chromadorea, Rhabditida, Strongylidae.